Cynocephalus volans (Philippine flying lemur) is the source of this 2267-nucleotide messenger RNA. It is a transcript of the gene ZNF783, whose product is annotated as zinc finger protein 783. Bases 132 to 1796 code for a protein of 554 amino acids. Lineage: Eukaryota; Metazoa; Chordata; Mammalia; Dermoptera; Cynocephalidae. Gene Ontology annotation, molecular function: DNA-binding transcription repressor activity, RNA polymerase II-specific. The record is from RefSeq and is a predicted model, not a curated record. Gene Ontology annotation, biological process: regulation of DNA-templated transcription. The transcript is spliced from 6 exons.
CGGGACGCAGUUCGCGGCCGCCCGGCAGGAGCUCCGAGGCUGGGCGGCUCCUGCUCCGCUUUCCGUCGCCGCCGCGCCAGGCCCGACAGGCCGGGCCGAGGACCGCAGCCCAGCGAGGGACGCUGGCAGCCAUGGCCGAAGCGGCGCCCUCCCAGGCUCUGGAGAGGGACAAGCAAACAGAGGACCAGAGGCCUUCGACGCCUUCUCCAUUGCCCCAGUCUGAUGCUGAGAAGAACUCCUACCUUUACUCCACGGAGAUCACACUGUGGACGGUGGUGGCUGCCAUUCAGGCCUUGGAGAAGAAGGUGGAUUCCUGCCUGGCCCGCUUGCUGACUCUGGAGGGACGGACAGGGACAGCUGAGAAGAAGCUGGCAGACUGUGAGAAGACGGCGGUGGAGUUUGGGAACCAGCUGGAGGGCAAGUGGGCCAUGCUGGGGACCUUGCUGCAGGAGUACGGGCUGCUGCAGCGGCGGCUGGAGAACGUGGAGAACCUGCUGCGCAACAGGAACUUCUGGAUCCUGCGGCUGCCCCCGGGCAGCAAGGGGGAGGUCCCCAAGGUGCCCGUUACCUUUGACGAUGUGGCCGUGUAUUUUUCUGAGCAGGAGUGGGGCAAGCUGGACAGUUGGCAGAAGGAGCUCUACAAGAACGUGAUGAGGGGCAACUAUGAGAUGCUGGUCUCCCUGGAUUAUGUCAUCUCCAAACCGGACAUCCUCACCCGGAUAGAGAGGGGAGAGGAGCCUUGUCCUGGAGUCUGGGGGGACCAGGGGAAGGGGAGCGAGGAGGAGGCAGCACGUCCAGGGAAGCCGGGCGCUGGCCUCUCUCCAUAUCCCGAGCACACCCCCGGCCCAAUCAGCCCUGCCCAGGAGGAGCCCAAAGAAGGGCAGGCCCUGGAGCAGCAGCAGCGAGACUCCCGAGCAAGAGCGCUCCCACCCGGGCCAGGCGCCGGUAGUGGUGGUGGUGUGGCCAUCAAGACAGAAGCACAAUCUGAGGACGAGAUGAUGUCCGAGCAGCUCUUCCUGGGGGCGUCCCCAAGCAAGACCAAGCGAAGGCUUCCCAGAGGGCCCAGGAACAGGACUGGAGGCCCCAGCCAGCACCAUGCCGAAGGUGUGCCAAGGGUGAGAUUGGGGGAGCCGCGGCCAUCAGGGACUGGGGGGGAGCUGCCCCGCGUCCUCCCUCGCCGGCGAGAACGGACCUUCCCCUGCCCUGACUGCGGGCAGAGCUUCCGCUUGAAGAUUAACCUGACAAUCCACCAGCGGACCCACGUGGAGGAGGAGCACGAGGAGCAUGGGGAGGCCCGGGGCAGCUCGCCCACCAGCUGGGGGGAAGGCCACUCCACCCUGGAGCCGGGAGAGGUGGUGGUGCCCGGCCCUGUUAUCCGUUGGCUCCCUGAGGAGCCCGAGGGCUACCACUCCCCGGCUGGCCGUGCCUUUGUGGGGCGGAGGCCAGCGGCGGCCAAGGUUUACCACUGCAGUGAGUGCCUGCGCGUCUUCCAGCAGAGGAAGAGCCUGCUGCUGCACCAGCGCCUGCACACGGGCAACAGUCAGGGCUGGCCCGCCUGUCCCUACUGCGGCAAGGCCUUCCGCCGGCCCUCGGACCUCUUCCGUCACCAGCGCAUCCACACUGGUGAGCGGCCAUACCAGUGCCCCCAGUGUGGCCGGGCCUUCAACCGCAACCACCACCUGGCUGUCCACAUGCUGACUCAUGCCCAGGAGCAGGCGGACCCACACUUCCCUGCUCCCUCUGCCUGCCAGGGGAGUCCAACCCUGCCCUGGCCCAGCCAUUCUGAGGAGGGCUAACCAGGCAGGAGUCUGCUAGGGGCACCCUCUUACUGUCCUAGGGUACCUCUGGCAGGACAUGCUCUCUACCUGUGGGGCCUUUCUCCAUUGUGCCUGAUGCUGGUGCUUCAUUCUGGGAUGGCUUUGGAGAGAGGUUUUUUCUUUUUUUCACUCAAAUGGGAGGUGGCAGCCCUUUUGGAGGGUGUGUGUGUGUGUGUGUGUGUGUGUGUGUGUGUGUGUGUGUGUGUGUGUGUGUGUGUGUGUGUGUGGUGUGUGUGUGUGUGGUGUGUGUGUGUGUGUGGUGUGUGUGUGUGUGUGGUGUGUGUGUGUGUGUGGUGUGUGUGUGUGUGUGGUGUGUGUGUGUGUGUGGUGUGUGUGUGUGUGUGGUGUGUGUGUGUGUGUGUGGUGUGUGUGUGUGUGUGUGGUGUGUGUGUGUGUGUGUGUGUGUGUGUGUGUGUGUGUGUGUGUGUGUGUGUGUGUGUGUGUGUGUGU